Molecule: messenger RNA, 655 nt
Organism: Paramuricea clavata
Lineage: Eukaryota; Metazoa; Cnidaria; Anthozoa; Malacalcyonacea; Plexauridae
Source: the annotation of a GenBank genome assembly
AUGAAGAGAAAACUUUCACGAACCUGCCGACUAAAGUCUCCGGUAAAAGCUGCCAUUCUGAAAAUCGAAGAUCAAUUUAAAGAGUUAAGAAAAUUGGUCUUGAAAGAAUCAGCGAAAGUUCAAAAUGCAGUUAAGAAUAUUGCAAAUCUGCUCAAAAAAACCAUUAACGGUAAACCUUACAAUAGUCUUGAGGAUUAACUAAGCGAAAGUUUUUCUAGAAUCUGUCCCGAUUUAGUUUAGCUAAUUAAACUAAAAAUACUUUUUGUUAUAAUAGGCAAGAACUGCGCUGAUUUAUACAAAAAGGGAAUAAAAAAAAGUGGAGUUUAUCAGAUUAAUCCAGAUAACAAGGGCAUUUUCAAUGUCUUCUGUGAUAUGACAACAUCCGGGGGAGGAUGGGCUGUGUUUCAACGCCGUCAUGACGGAAGUGUUGAUUUUUACCGAGGAUGGCAAGAUUACAAACAUGGUUUUGGUGAUUUGAAAGGAGAAUUCUGGCUCGGGCUGGACAAAAUCAACAGACUAACAACCGCUGCACAAAAUUAAUUUCGUAUUGACAUGGAGGAUACAUCUGGAAACAAGAAAUACGCAGAAUAUGAUUUCUUCGCUGUCACUAGUGAGCAAAAGAAAUAUCAAUUGAGUCUUGGAACGUAUGCUGGUA